AUGGAUCCAGCACAUCUUGCAGAUACGGCGUCGACGUCGACGUCGCCAAAGAGUGCUCCCAGCCAAGCGGGAUCUCUCGAGAGCGAUAACGGCAGGCUGUCCAUCACUCACCGCCCGAGACAUACCCGCACAAGCACUCCCAAGGUGAGGACCGGCUGUGUGACCUGCAAAAAGCGGCACAUCAAAUGCGAUGAGGCAAAGCCGCAUUGUAUGAACUGUCUCAAGACUCGUGGCGUCUGUGAUGGAUACAUCGUCAAGCCGCGCAAGGCACGAAGCAGGGCCGCGCCGGCACCGCAACGGCUGAACCCAGAGAGGGGAGCGUCACCAUGUCGUUCAACCUCGCGCGAGAUCUUACGGGAACCGGACAUGAACUCACUCGACUUUGCCAACGACAAUGACAGCGUCUACUUCAAUGAUUGGAACGAACUCGUCCGCAUUUCUCUCGGUGGCGCCCAGUUUUCCCGAACAAAACUAUGGAACACCAUGAUGCCUCAGCUCAGUAGGCAUAACCCCGCUUUACGACAUGCGGCCAUCAGCAUCGGCGCCAUGAGCAGGGCGCUCUCGCAACAGAACUAUGUUGUCUCGCGGAACUUCAGCAACAUCGCGAGUCUCCUCCAGAGCCAGCACUAUCAGAGCGCCAUCGUGCAUUACUGUCAGGCUCUCCGGCUUCAAGGUCAAGCGGACUUCCACACGGCAAGCAUACAGGAGGCCGUUCUGUUAUCCGUUCUGUUCGUAGCCUUCGAAGCUCUGCGUGGUAACAGACACUCUGCGCUUCAGCAUGUCAAGUAUGGAUUUGUGUUGCUCCAGGAGCUUCUCACGAGCGAGGACGCGGAGGCCCGUAUCUGGAACCUUGCACCCGACCCUAGGCAACUCAUCACCGAAGUGUUGGACUUAUACAACCAGCUCGAUGUGCAAAGCCGAACCGUUCUCGCAGGGAACGUGAAGACGAGCCGAUCACCGGCUUAUGAGUUGAUCAGAGGCCUCAAAGCCCGGGGUCAUACCAUCGAGACGUACAACAUGCAAAUCCAGCGAUACACAGAGCCGGGGGAAGGCAGGCGGAACAUGCCUGAGAUCUUCUACGACGCCGAUGACGCGUACACCUGGUGGCAAGUAUGCCAGCGGCGCAUCGCGAAGCUGGGUCCUCUGUUGCUCACCGUCAUCGACGACCUCAAGUUCGAAGAGAUCAAGGACGAGGGUGGCAUUGACCACAUCCUCAACGUGAUGCAGGACCAGCCCGAACUGCUAGCAUACUGCGAGAAGUCGAUGGCGCACCUUCAGCAAUGGCGAGCAUCCUUCGAACCGCUUUACAACAAGACAUUAUCCGACAGCUCAGUGGACCGCCGGGAGUACCUCAAGAUUUUGCAUCUGCGGAUGCACUAUCUCAUCAUGUUCAUAUACAGCUUCUUCCCCAAGUACGCCGACGAAGCGACCAUCUCCAGCAUGACGCCAUACUGCCGUGAGAUCAACGAAGUCAUCGAGAUACUGCUCAAGGAGCAGGAGAAGGACAUCCAAUCGCCGGCGAACCUGUUCUCGAUGGAGUUCGGCAUCGCGUGGCAGCUCACUAUAGUUGCCAUGACUUGUCGCGAUCCGCUGGUGAGGGAGAGCGCCACGCGGAUUCUCGAGAAGUAUCCCCGUCGAGAGGGCCUAUGGGACAGCCAGGCGUUCUUGGCGGUGCUCGUCAAGAACAGGGAGCUGGAACGGGACAAUGCGAAGGAAGGUACGGCGUCCGAGCAAUGGAGACGGCUCUGCAGGCGGGAGUUCAUCUUCGAGGAUGCCGGAGAGACGAUCAUCUUCCGAUCGCUUAAGAAGAACGAUGUCACGGGCGAAUGGGACUUGGUAGAGGAGAGGGCGGAUUUCAAGGGCGACGUAGAGGGAUUGGUCUGGAAACAAAGGCCCCUGAGUGGCCCGGGAUGGAUUACUGGUAUGAACUGA
Molecule: messenger RNA, 1932 nt
Organism: Colletotrichum karsti
Lineage: Eukaryota; Fungi; Ascomycota; Sordariomycetes; Glomerellales; Glomerellaceae
Product: C6 zinc finger domain-containing protein
Exons: 3
Coding region: 1-1932 (643 amino acids)
Biological process (GO): regulation of DNA-templated transcription
Molecular function (GO): zinc ion binding; DNA-binding transcription factor activity, RNA polymerase II-specific
Source: RefSeq, a predicted model, not a curated record